Messenger RNA from Oreochromis aureus, 2094 nucleotides. Its product is annotated as mucin-2-like. The record is from RefSeq and is a predicted model, not a curated record. The coding region runs from base 1 to 2094 and encodes 697 amino acids. NCBI's taxonomy places the organism in Eukaryota, Metazoa, Chordata, Actinopteri, Cichliformes, Cichlidae. Gene Ontology annotation, cellular component: extracellular matrix. The transcript has 15 exons.
AUGAAGUGGAAAGUUGUGUGGUUGUGUUUCCUUGCUUGUUCUGUUUCCAGUGUUAUUGAUGUCCAAGCCGAGUCGGUUUACAAGAGAACAUGUAGCACAUGGGGCAGGGAGCACUUCAAGACGUUUGAUGGUGAUGUGUACCAGUUUCCUGGUAUGUGUGAGUACAAGCUGGUCAAAACCUGCAAGAAUUCAGAGAAUUCCCAGACGUUCUCAAUGGACAUAAAGAGGAAGGAGAAUCCUGGAAACUCUACAAUACGUUUUGUGGUUGUAAAAAUUAAUAGUUAUUUGUACAACAUCAGCAAGGAUUUGGUCACUCUGGAUGAGCACAGUAUUCAACUUCCAUACUACCAGGCCGGGGUACAGUUGGAAAAAACUGAGUUUUACUUAAAGCUUUACUCCCAAGUUGGUAUCACUGUCAUGUGGUACAAUGAUGAUGCAGUCAUGGUGGAAAUUGAUGAUGAAUAUGCUAAUCGCACUUGUGGACUUUGUGGUGAUUUCAAUGGCAAUUCAGACCUCCGUGAUCAAGGUGAAUACUUCUGCAAAGACUUCUUUAAAAAUGAAUCCUGGAGCUCCUGCAUUCCUCUGAUUGACCCUGAGCCUUACAUUCAGGCUUGUGUGAAAGAUAUGUGUCACUGUAGUAAUUUAAAUGGCUCCUGUGUCUGCAGCACACUCUCUGAGUUCUCUCGACAGUGCUCCCAUGCUGGAGGAAUACCUCCCAACUGGAGGACUCCUAAGUUGUGUGCUAAACAUUGUCCUCCCACCAUGGUAUAUGAUGAGAAUGGGUCUCCUUGCAUCAAUACCUGCAGAUUCCCAGACACAAGUUUAGUUUGUGAAGAUCACAAUAUAGAUGGCUGCUUCUGUCCUCCUGGAACUGUGCUUGAUGAUGUUUCCACGGGAAAGUGUAUUCCUCUUUCUGACUGUCCGUGCAAACGUGACAAAGUCUAUAAGUUCAAUGAGGUUUACCAAAAGGGGGGAGAAAACUGUACAUGCAUUGCAGGUAAAUGGUCUUGUGAGAGUCUUCAGAUGCAUGCUACAUGUUCAGUUGAAGAGGGUUCAUACAUAACCACCUUUGAUGGGAAAGACUUCACCUUCCAUGGAGACUGUGACUACAUUCUGGCUAAAGAUUAUUUGAGUCCAAAUGUUACCAUUCUGGUCCAUUUGACACAAUGUUCACGUCAACAAUACGACACUUGUCUCAAGAGUUUGAAAAUUCAGCUGAACAGUGACAAAAACAAUGCCAUAAUUUUCACGUCUGAAGGCAGAGUGAAGAUGAAGAAUGGACAGGAGGUCACUUUGCCUUAUUACACAGGAGACAUCAGUAUAUUCCAUGCUUCAUCCUUUCACAUCAUGCUCCAGACAAGCUUUGGUUUACAACUUCAGAUCCAGCAUGUGCCUCUGAUGCAAGUCUAUGUCAGUCUGGAGCAGAGCUACAGAGAAAAGACACGUGGUUUAUGUGGGAAUUACAACAUGAUCCAAUCUGAUGACAUGAAGACUCGUCAGGGGAUGGUGGAGGGAGAAGAAGGAAGUUUUAGUAAUUCUUGGAAAACUGACUAUUCGUGCAAAGAUGGACGAGGACGACUUGAUGACCCUUGCUCUCUUAGGACGGAAAAUGAAAAGUAUGCCAAACACUGGUGCCCCUUCCUACAAAAUCCAAAUAAAACCUUUGCACGGUGCCAUUCCGUGAUGGAUGCUGAGAUUUACUACAAGCGAUGUAUUUAUGCUAGCUGUAACUGUGAGAAGAGCGAGGACUGCCUGUGUGCUGUCUUCUCCUCCUUUGCAAGAGCUUGUGCAUCAAAGGGAGUGUUCUUGACAGGCUGGAGAAAGGAUGUGUGCAACAAAUACACCAAGAACUGCCCAGAAUCUCAGACCUUCUCUUACAAACAUCAGAGAUGUCAGCUGACUUGCAGAUCACUGAGCUCAAAGGAGCAGAACUGCACCUCUGACUUCUUGCCUGUGGGUGGCUGUUCCUGCGAUGAAGAUCACUAUCUAAAUGACAAUGACAUCUGUGUCCCCAAAGCAAAGUGUCCCUGUUACCAUAAUGACGAAACCAUUGAAUCAGGGAAGACCAUUAACAUCAAAGAUGACUACUGGUGA